GCUGCCGGCUCGGCCUUCCCUUCCUCCGCCGAGCGCCGCCCCACCGGGGAGGGGGAGGAGGAGGGCCGGGGUGGGCCCGGAAGGGCAAGGCGGUGGGGCGGCGAGAGCCGGCCGCCGGACUGCGCCGAGAGCCGGCCAUGGGGCGCAUCGAGUGGGCCAUGUGGGCGAACGAGCAGGCGCUGGCGGCCGGGCUGAUUCUCAUGACUGGUGGCAUCGUGGCCGUGUCAGCCCAGUUCCAGGGCUGGAAGUUCGCUGCCUACGCUAUAGCAGCCGGCGUGUUCGUUUGCCUGCUGGAAUAUCCCCGGGGGAAAAGGAGAAAAGGUUCCACCAUGGAGAGAUAUGGCCAGAACUAUUUGACGGCGGUGGUGAAGGUGUUUGGGCCCCUCACUAGGAAUUAUUACAUUCGAGCCUUCCUACACGCAGGGUUGGCUGUGCCCGCGGGGUUCUUGCUGUCUACUAUCUUGGGCACCGUCUGCCUGGCCAUAGCAAGUGGCAUCUACUUACUGGCUGCCAUCCGUGGUGAAGAGUGGCAUCCUAUUGAACACAAGCCGUGGGAACGGCAGGAAGUGGGGGCCACUAUUAAACACCCCCCAAGUAAUCCUCCGCCUCGCCCUCCCGCGGAAGCACGCAAGAAGCCAGCUGACGAGGAGGCCGUGGGUCAAGAACAUGUUUACAAUAAUAUGCAAUAAAAUGUUAGAUCCCGUUUCUCCCCCCCCCCUUUCAGAACAGCUCUCUCUCAACAGCAACAACCAUUGUAAAUUAAGAAUCAUUGCAAUAUUUCAAAUACAACAUUUAAAGCUU
Molecule: messenger RNA, 801 nt
Organism: Heteronotia binoei (common prickly gecko)
Lineage: Eukaryota; Metazoa; Chordata; Lepidosauria; Squamata; Gekkonidae
Product: cytochrome b-245 light chain
Exons: 6
Coding region: 138-689 (183 amino acids)
Biological process (GO): superoxide anion generation
Cellular component (GO): NADPH oxidase complex
Molecular function (GO): heme binding
Source: RefSeq, a predicted model, not a curated record